AUGACGUUUGUAUUGUUGAAUACUGAAUCCAAGUUCAUUGAACUAGUGCUUUAUAUCUCACUCUUUGUUGGGGUGUUCAAGUUAACUACUUUUCUUUUAAGUUUGUUCUCCUUGAUCGCUGAUGUGUUCAUCUUACCACCUGUCAAUUUUAAAAAAUACGGAGCUAAAAAAAAUACGUGGGCUAUUGUCACUGGUGCAUCAGAUGGAAUUGGCAAGGAGUACUCAAAGCUGUUAGCUAAGAAAGGGUUCAAUUUGGUUUUGGUUUCGAGGACACAACAAAAGUUGGAGUUAUUAGCUACCGAAAUUGAGACCUCAUUCAAGGUACAAACUAAAGUCGUUGCAUUUGAUGCUUCAGCAGAUGAGACGUCAAACUAUGAGCUCUUAUCAGAAUCUAUUUCACAACUCCCUGUGACUAUUCUUGUCAACAACGUCGGCCAAUCUCAUUCGAUCCCAGUUCCAUUCUUGGAAACAGAGGAUAAGGAAUUGAGGGACAUUAUUACCAUCAAUAAUACUGCUACGCUUAAAAUAACACAGGUAGUGGCACCCUUGAUUUCUCAGACCGUCGCAAAGGAUAAAACUCUUCGUGGUUUGAUCUUGACGAUGGGUUCCUUUGGUGGAUUGCUCCCAACUCCUUACUUGGCUACGUAUUCCGGAUCAAAGGCAUUUUUACAAGCCUGGUCAGCUGCAUUGGCCGGAGAAUUGGCAUCUCAAAGAAUUGAUGUUGAGUUGGUCAUUUCCUAUUUGGUCGUUUCUGCUAUGUCGAAAAUUAGACGUUCCUCUGCAGCCAUUCCUAGUCCUCAAAAUUUUGUGGCUUCGGUGUUGAAAUCAGUUGGUCGCCGUGGUGGCGCUCAGGAGAGGUAUGCUACAAGUACCCCAUUCUGGUCACACGCUCUUAUGCACUUUGGAAUCGAGAAUACUGUCGGUGUAUAUUCGAAGUUGGCCAACAAAUUAAAUUUCAAUAUGCACAAGAGCAUUCGUAUUAGAGCUUUGAAAAAGAAAGCUAGGUCAGCAAAAACCGAUUAA
Messenger RNA from Priceomyces carsonii, 1023 nucleotides. Its product is annotated as ketoreductase. The record is from RefSeq and is a predicted model, not a curated record. Lineage: Eukaryota; Fungi; Ascomycota; Pichiomycetes; Serinales; Debaryomycetaceae. Gene Ontology annotation, cellular component: endoplasmic reticulum. Gene Ontology annotation, molecular function: ketoreductase activity. Bases 1 to 1023 code for a protein of 340 amino acids. The transcript has a single exon. Gene Ontology annotation, biological process: fatty acid elongation.